Oryza brachyantha (malo sina) is the source of this 1546-nucleotide messenger RNA. RefSeq names its product cyclic nucleotide-gated cation channel beta-1-like. The transcript is spliced from 2 exons. Bases 49 to 1371 code for a protein of 440 amino acids. The record is from RefSeq and is a predicted model, not a curated record. NCBI's taxonomy places the organism in Eukaryota, Viridiplantae, Streptophyta, Magnoliopsida, Poales, Poaceae.
AGGUUCGAGAAGGUUGCGGUUGGGGCUGCGGAGGAGGGAGGAGUGGGGAUGGCGGGGGAGGGAGGGGGAGGGGGAGGGGAGGGGUUCGAGGAGAGGGUGAAGCGGCUGUUCGGGUCGAGGCUGUUCGACGACGUGCCGGGGUCGUCCUUCCCGGCGGCGUCGUGGUCGGUGGCGGCCGGGGACGUGGAGCGGCACCGGUGGGCGAAGCCGUCGGAGGCCCGGGACGAGGAGGGGGAGGGGGAGGAGGGGCGCGGGGGCGGGGGUGGCGACCGCGGGGACACGCCCUGCGCCUCCGCGUUCUACGACGCCAACGGGUGCCUCUUCCGCGGGGGGAGGCGGCGGCGCCGCAAGCAGGAGGACUUCGAGGGUGACCUCGACGAAGACGAGGAGGACGAGGAGGAGGAGAAGGCUGGCGGCAAGCAGCAGGAGGAGGACGAGGAGGAGGGUGUUAGGGUUUCCAUCGGCCUCGACCCGACUCUGGAUCGAGAGGAAGAAGAGGACAAGUAUGAUAGAGAGGCAUUGGGUAGAGAGGAUGCUGCAGAUCGUGUGUACAUGAAUGAAAUAAUGGAUGAUGGCAUGAACAUGAGCAUCAACACUGUAGUGCCUGACAUCCUUGAUGAUUCCAUUGAGGAGAUCCACCGCUUCUCACGAGAUCCUAGAGCAGAUUUGAGUGCCGCAUCUGCAAGACUCAAAGAAUAUGAUAGUUCAGCUAAUGAUGGCCCUUGUGCUCCACCUGAAACAAAGGAAUGUCCAACUGGUGGGAUACAAGCAAUGAAAACCGAAGAUACUAACGUGAGACCUAUACUGAAGAGGAAGGAGGAGCAAGGCGAUUCAAAACCAAGGAAACGAGUCAAGUUUGCAUCUGAUGUUAAAGAUCAAUCAGCAGAGCUGCCUGAACAGGAUGAAGAUUCUCCUAUGGUUCCUCAAUCCAUGGAUCUGGUCAUAGGAAAGGACUCAUCCACUCCGUCUAUGUCUCCUGGGGUUCCUGACUAUGUUAAGAAUCCUACAAAGUACACACGUUACACUCUGGACGCUCCAGAAUGUAAUGAUGAUUCUAACAAGAGGGCUUUUGCGGGCCUGCAUGAUCUGCUAAGGAGAAUGGAACCAGAGCCUGAGGCUCCUGUUGAGAUACCUAGUUCAGUUAUGUUCAUCCCACGGAAAAAGUCAGUUGAUGUCAUGACAGUAGACGAGGGUCCCAAAUCCAGUGAUUCAAACUCAUCCCUCAUUGGUCUGGCGGCAGGUGCCUCUGAUGAAACUGAGCAAUGUGAAAUGGAUGAAGAUGACCCUAAAGCAUCUCCAACACCACAGGUCCAAACCAACACGAAGGUGAAUUCCCGUCGGUACAGAUCAAGUAGAACUGAUGAUGAGUAAAACCGGUGAUAUCCUUGUAUUUCAGUGUAUGCUUUAAGACAAAUUACAAGUCUGAGGUUCCCAAUGUUGAAGUAGUCGCUAUGCAACUUGAGAUAUGUUGAUGUACUUUUGCUUUGAUCUUCUGAUCUGAGCUAACCAGUUAUUAAUUACUACUGUGGUACUUUUGUUUAAUUAA